Messenger RNA from Paraglomus brasilianum, 257 nucleotides. NCBI's taxonomy places the organism in Eukaryota, Fungi, Glomeromycota, Glomeromycetes, Paraglomerales, Paraglomeraceae. The record is from the annotation of a GenBank genome assembly.
AUGGAGCAGGAGAAAGCCAAAGAAUAUUCCUCUUAUCAACAAGUUUAUCAGCGAAAGGUUAAGGAGCAGCAAGAUAGUUAUCAGCAAUUAAAACUUUUGCGAGAAUAUUCCGGCUGUAAGCAAUGUGGUAGUAAAGAAGUAGAUGCUUAUGACUUGUAUAGUAAAGGCCAAGCGAUUUGCCAACCCUGCUUAAUGAGAAAAGAGGGCAGUUCUAGUAGUCCGAUUAGUUUUUUAGAGCAGGAGAAGUGGUAUAAAAG